This is a messenger RNA of Kogia breviceps (pygmy sperm whale), 2106 nucleotides long. RefSeq names its product DENN domain containing 2D (gene DENND2D). The record is from RefSeq and is a predicted model, not a curated record. Gene Ontology annotation, cellular component: nucleoplasm; cytosol. Lineage: Eukaryota; Metazoa; Chordata; Mammalia; Artiodactyla; Physeteridae.
CAGGAUGCUGCCUCUGUCAGUGCAGGCGUUCUGCUGCCUUUCUGGGUCCUGUCGCACAGCCUUCUUGCUCAACCAUCGGGUGCAUAGGAUGGAAACUGCUGUCCCCCGUUUGGAAGACAGCACAGGGCUUGGCUUCAUAGCGUUGUGGCUGGAGACUGAAACGGCAGCCGCUUUCUCAGGCUUUCUGUAGCCAGUCUGUUAGAGGAAAGGGAAGCACUCCAUGCCUUACAGGCCCAAGAAGAUGGAAAGACAAAUGGUAGGCGGCAUACUCAGGCACUUCCGCAACUGGCUGCCUCGACACGGAGCAGGACCUCCCCAGGAUAAUCUGGGGGAAGUUGUAAAGGAACCAGAAAGGGCCCAGGAGCACUGUCUACCCAACUUUGCCGGAGGGCAGCACUUCUUUGAAUACCUCCUCGUGGUUUCUCUCAAAAAAAAGCCUUCGGGGGAUGAUUAUGAGCCCACAAUCACCUACCAGUUCCCCAAGCGAGAGAACUUGCUUCGGGGACAACAGGAGGAGGAGGAGCGGCUGCUUGGAGCCAUCCCCUUGUUUUGCUUCCCAGAUGGGAAUGAGUGGGCCCCACUCACUGAGUAUCCCAGGGAGACCUUCUCGUUCGUUCUGACCAACAUGGAUGGCAGCAGGAAGAUUGGAUACUGCAGGCGCCUCUUGCCCGCCGGCCGUGGUCCUCGCCUCCCCAGGGUGUACUGCAUCAUCAGCUGCAUUGGCUGCUUCGGCUUGUUCUCCAAGAUCCUGGAUGAAGUGGAAAAGAGGCAUCAGAUCUCCAUGGCAGUCAUCUACCCAUUCAUGCAGGGCCUCCGAGAGGCAGCCUUCCCUGCUCCUGGGAAGACCGUCACCCUCAAGAGCUUCAUCCCUGACUCGGGCACUGAGUUCAUUUCGCUGACUCGGCCCCUGGACUCCCACCUAGAGCACGUGGAUUUUGGUUCUCUAUUGCGCUGUCUCAGUUUUGAGCAGAUUCUUCAGAUCUUUGCCUCUGCAGUGCUGGAGAGAAGAAUCAUCUUCCUGGCAGAGGGUCUCAGCACACUGUCUCAGUGCAUCCAUGCUGCUGCGGCGCUGCUCUACCCCUUCAGCUGGGCCCACACCUACAUCCCUGUUGUCCCCGAGAGCCUUCUGGCCACUGUCUGCUGCCCCACUCCCUUCAUGGUUGGAGUCCAAAUGCGCUUUCGGCAGGAGGUUAUGGACAGCCCCAUGGAAGAGGUCCUGUUGGUGAAUCUUUGUGAAGGAACCUUCUUAAUGUCAGUUGGUGAUGAAAAAGACAUCCUACCACCCAAGCUUCAGGAGGACAUCUUAGAAUCUCUUGGUCAGGGGAUCAAGGGGUCACAGACUUCUGAACAAAUCAAUGAGCAUGUUUCAGGCCCUUUUGUGCAGUUCUUUGUCAAGACUGUGGGCCACUAUGCUUCCUACAUCAAGCGGGAAGCAAAUGGGCAAGGCCACUUCCAAGAACGGGCCUUCUAUAAGGCUCUGACCUCCAAGGCCAACCGCCGAUUUGUGAAGAAGUUUGUGAAGACACAGCUCUUUUCCGUUUUCAUCCAGGAAGCUGAGAAGAGCAAGAACCCUCCUGCAGGCUAUUUCCAACAGAAAAUACUUGAAUACGAGGAACGGAAGAAACAGAAGAAACCAAAGGAAAAGACUUUGAAAUAAGAGCUGUGGUGAACAAAAGUGACUAGACCUAUAGGCCAGUUGUGGACUUUGGCCCCUGCCGGCAUGGUAGGAUGUGAAGCUCUCAGCCCCUAGAAUCCACAGCCUUCUUCCGAGUCCUGGUAACCAGGUCUCGCUUCAAGUUGGUGUCUUGAGUUUGGGAUCCCUGGAAUCAGCUUUCUCAAGACUUUGGAAGGCUCUGACCUCUGUGCUCACAGAGCUGGGCACAAAGCUGCCUUUCCUGCAGAGGUGACACCGGGCAGGAAACAGUAGUAGAGGUGUUGUAGAGUCUUAGAAGUUGCUGUAACUGCCCUCUUCCAGGAACCUCUCUUACAAAAUCCUCAAAAGAAGAAAGCAGUUGUGGCCCAAAGGCUCAGUUUCUCCACAUAAAAGAAGAGGUCUGUGGACAUGUGAGGAUAAGAAUAAAGACGAAAAUCUUCUUGUUCUUUAAA